GAUGCCUGCGUUACAAAGUGCAUCAUGGUGCUAUAGUGAGGGAGGCUUUUUAAAACGUACUGAUUGAAUUUUAAUGAGCAUCUUGUCCAUGUAACCUGGCAUUUCCUCCUCCAAGCAGGGAAGAGCUGCGUGGGUGAGCUGCAGGUACCGAUAAAGAGCCAAACUCCAAGCUAAAAUCUCGCAGAAUUACCCGGCCGAUGGUCUCCUGAGUAACUAAAACCCGAAUGAAUCUGUCGCCCCGCGCGAGGCCUGACAUGAAGCUAUCAAUCUGUAUGAUGGGAUCUCGGAGCCCAUCCAGCACGGGGCAGCCAUCCCAGGAGCUCAACUUCUUCAAUGAAGCAUGUGAUGGUUCUGCUGUUGCCGCUGUCACAUCCAUGCUCAUGUGAAGUUAACACACAGUUUGGUCAUGAAUCUCCAGCAUGUGGCGCUUGCUGAAUGAACAGGCCAACAACAGUGACUCUAGACUCAAACCCUCAAAAGCUGGUUACUGUACGCUUCCUGUAUUGGUCGUCAAACUUCGGCACUGGAUUAAAGAGACCAGACGGUGGGUCGGACUCGUACAGAGCUCGUCAGCAUGACUACUUCGUUGUUCCCCACAAAUAGGCCAUACUCAUCCAGCCCACCCAAGUAGGCUGUAACUUAACAAUGGCAGUUUACAAAUACAGUUUGAUAUCAUCCAAUUUGUUCCAAAAUCCCCAAACUUGUCUCAAGAAACAGCAUAUAAACGUCACUGUCUACUCAGAGAUUUCCGGAUUUUUGCUCCCUCAGCACGCUACUAAAAUUUGCAGAACAUGCAAUUUUCAGCUGCUAGAGGUGUCGUCUACGGUUUUCUGCCAGUUCUUCUUCCAUGUGGCACGCCAUGCUCGGUGCGUAAUGAGUGAUAAGAUGACUUUCCAUCCACCAGUUUUUAAUCCUCAUUUUCAGUUGGCAUACAGGGGAAAAAAUGCUGUGUGAAAAUGCCAGAAAUUCAAAGGAGUUGAAAUAUUGCAAAAAUUUGUACUGAUUUUUUUUAAACGAAAUACUACAAAGUGCAAUAUAAACAGAUUUACACUCACAAUGAAGCACCUGACUUCCACUGAAGCUCCCGCUCCACUGAAGAGAUGGCAGACAAGAUAUGUGUGGACUGGUACCGUGUCCUGCUCAUACCUCCGGUCCAGACUGUCUUGGUGCUUCCCCUGGACUUUUGAGUCUGAGACUAUCCUUCAGCGUUCAUGUGGAUUGAGGGAGCAAACAUUCGGCGUCAGAGCUAAAGGUGCUACAAGUUCACAUCCACUCCUAGCUGGCACACCCAGGGUGAGCGGAGGGCUGGGGGUACCAGCCAAAAACCAUCUGCAACCUGACAGCAUGAGGAAAAUGUCCAGAAAAACAGCAGCAGUGAGGCUACAAGGGGGUCCAACUCAGUCCAUGGCCGACGCUGCCACACUCAUGGUUUGUUUUCUGCAUGACGGCGGUUUGGAUGGAGUCAUAGCACAUUUGCAGUUGCAUCACGACAUCAAGCCAGAACUCACACCAUUGUGCCUCCUUUUUCCUUGACCUUGGCCUCCCCACCUCCCGCUGUGGUAUCCCAGAGGCCCCCGGGGCACCCGGCCCUCCCCCCUCCUCCGGCCCCACCUCCACAGGAAAGCCCCCAGACUGCCGCCAAAUACCUCCACAGAUUCUUCCCCUCGCUCAGACGCGGCAAGAGGCCCCUCGCGGCUUCGCCCUCACUCCCACCGCAGGCCUCGGAAAUACCCGAGAUCCCUGACCGCGGUCGCCGCUUAUCUGCUCCACUUUGAAGGAAAUUCGCUGCCAGGAUCUUAACGCCCUUUUUAGAUCAGCGCUCGAGUCGGAGCUUUUAGAUGCUGACGUGAUCUGUUCACGGAUGUAACCCGCACACAAAACCAGGAAAGACGCGUCGAGGGACUGUAACAAAAGCUGCUACGUCCACGUUUGUGGUGGUUUUCCAGCUGAAUUGGAAGAGUUGCUGUGAUACCAUUUAUUAAGUAAAUAAAAUAAAUGGUUUCCAAUGA
This is a messenger RNA of Xiphias gladius (swordfish), 2009 nucleotides long. RefSeq names its product amyloid beta A4 precursor protein-binding family B member 1-interacting protein-like. The record is from RefSeq and is a predicted model, not a curated record. The transcript is spliced from 7 exons. NCBI's taxonomy places the organism in Eukaryota, Metazoa, Chordata, Actinopteri, Istiophoriformes, Xiphiidae. The coding region runs from base 1057 to 1533 and encodes 158 amino acids.